AUGUUGACAACCGAUGCAUCACAACCGUUCAGUCAUUACAGUAAAGGAAGAUAUGGAUACGAUCUCAGUGCUCUUGGAUGUUACGACAAUACCACACCAUACGGUGAUAACUACAAUCGAUUCAGUACUACUAUUCCGACAACAAUCAAAUUGGCAUUUAUAAUACUAAUCGCUACGAAAAUCGUGCUACAACUACAUAUGGAAUUACCAAAAUUUACAACUUUGCAACUAUACACUACAUAUUUCAACUACGACAAUUUUAUUUCCAUCCUUCCGGCUGCAGCCAUUAUGACCAGUGACGGAUAA
Messenger RNA from Loa loa (African eye worm), 306 nucleotides. RefSeq lists its product as hypothetical. The coding region runs from base 1 to 306 and encodes 101 amino acids. Lineage: Eukaryota; Metazoa; Nematoda; Chromadorea; Rhabditida; Onchocercidae. The transcript is spliced from 3 exons. The record is from RefSeq and is a predicted model, not a curated record.